UAUAUAUAUAUAUAUAUCUUCUUCCCUGUCUCGUCUUCGUGUCUCUCUCUCUACGUGCUCCGGUGAAGAAGAUACAAACCGACUAAGAGACCCUGGGGGGAGCCAUAACAACACAAACCUCCGUCAUCCUCGGCUACCAAAUUUACCGUAUUACCCCUUCUUUGUCUUCCCCCCACCCCCCCUGAGACGUCUUUUUUUGGAGAUAUUCUUCUUCUUCAAUUCCAAUGUUAUUUAUCAAUUUUGAGGUCAAUUCGACGUUUAAUUGGGAAUUAGAGUGCGAAAUUGAGAGAUAAUAAAGAAGGCAAUGGGGAAUGGUGAUGAAACCAAAUGUGUUUUCCCCUUAACCAGUCUCCAGAUCGGAGACUUGCAGUCAUAUCUUUCUGAUCUCAGUAUUUUCCUGGGUAACAAGAGUAAGAAGAUUUACAUAUUGGUGGACAACCGGCCAUGGUUGAAUCCUGGCACCAGAUCUGCUCAUUUCUGGCAACUUAUGGUUACAAAGUCCAGACUCUCACCUUUUGCAAACAUGAAAGCUCGAGGGGAGAAGAAAAUUCAGAAGCAGGAGGAAGACAAGAAAAAGCUAAAGCAGGAUGAGGAAGAAAAGCCUAAAGAGACGUGUGCUCAGCAGCCCCAGCCGGACGAUAGAAAAAUCAAGAAACUUAAGAAGUGGUUCUCAUUGAUAGAUGCGACAACUUUUUCGAAGAAGAAGAUACCUGCAAAUAAACUGCAGAGCUCUUUGUUUCUAAACAAGCAGCUGCACAAGACCUUGUACGGUUUCAUCGUGUUCGAAGUUGAAUGGGCCAACGUCAGGGGUGUCAACUACUUGAAUGAGCUACUGGUACCCCCUUGCAACUCUACAUUGCUUUGGCCUGGUUUUUCUUGUUUCUUACUUUUAUCUAUAUCUUUAUGUAGACAGACAUAAAGUUCUCUCAGGGUGUAUGUGGUUUGACCAAAAAAAAUAAGUGCAUUUUGGUAACGUAUGUGGUCAAAUCAAUUCUUUUAAAUC
This is a messenger RNA of Camelina sativa (false flax), 1003 nucleotides long. RefSeq lists its product as uncharacterized. Lineage: Eukaryota; Viridiplantae; Streptophyta; Magnoliopsida; Brassicales; Brassicaceae. The record is from RefSeq and is a predicted model, not a curated record.